CCUUCUUUCAUUAGGUUAAGUUAGGUUAGGUUAGGUUACUCUUCUCUUAAUUUACUCUUCCCUAUCAAUCAAUCAAUCCUUAAUUAGUAUCACUGUUGCAAGCACAAGAAGAAAGCACAGCAACACACACAACCUUAUUUUCCUAUCACAAGUAGCUUUUGGGGGCAAGGGGAAGAAAAAUAUGACAUCCUGAAGAUAUAGAAGACAGUGAAGAAGAAAACUAGCCCUGAAGUAGAAGACUAAUACUGAAGAAGAAGAAAACUAACACCACAGAGGAAGAAAAUUAACACUGCAGAGGAAGAAAACUGAGACUGAAGAAGAAAACUAACACUGAAGAAGAAAACUAACACUACAGAAGAAGAAAACUAACACUACAGAAGAAGAAAACCAACACUGCAGAAGAAGAAAACUAACACUGCCGAAGAAGAAAACUAACUACAGAAAAAAGAAAACUAACAUUGCUGAAGAAGAAAACUAACACAAGAAGAAAACUAACACUGAAUAACAAGAAGACAGUGCUCAAGAAGAAGACAACUAACACAGAAGAAGAAAACUAACACUACAGAAGAAGAAAACUAACACUGAAGAAGAAGAAAACUAACACAAGAAGAAAACUAACACUGAAUAACGAGAAGACAGCGCUCAAGAAGAAGACAACUAACAUAGAAGAAGAAAACUAACACUGAAUAACAAGAAGACAGCGCUCAAGAAGAAGACAACUAACACGGAAGAAGAACACUAACACUGAAGAAGAAGACUAACAGCUAUCAGAAUUCAACUAUGACCUUUUCUUGAGCCACUUGACACUUGGACCAGCCCCCCCUCCCCCCCUGAGCUCUGAAGGAUGGGUCAGCUGUGUUGCAAGUGUGCGCAGGGGCAGGAGCACGAUGAAGUGCAGCAGGGGGAGCCAGCAGGGGACAGGAGCACCACGGAAGCACCCCUGCUCACUGCCGCUGUGCCCCCCGCCGUAGAGUCCCCCUCGAGACAUUCCCCUGUACUAGAGUCCCCUGUGGCAGAACCCCUUGUGCCGAAGUCCCCUGAAGAAGAGUCCCCUGUGGCGGAACCCCUCAUAGCAGAGUCCCCUGUGGCAGAGUUCCUCAAGGUAGCGCCCCCCGUAGCAGAGUCGUCAGUACCCCGGGAGUCCCCAGCCCCUGUCACCCAGCAGCAGCAUGACCAAGGUGAUGGUAGUGGGCCCUCCCUGGCACCCGGCACCCCUGCUCCUGCCCCCUCCUUCACGCCACCGAAAGGGGACCACCUGGAGUUCCCCAUCCUUCAAGACGUGGGGACGGUGGAGUAUGUUCAGAAGAGUAAGGUUCUGGUAAUUCUGAAAGGCCUCCCAGGAUCAGGCAAGUCUUACCUCGCCCGGAUGCUUAAGCAGGUGUACAAGGAUGCGGUGGUGUGCUCGGCAGACCACUACUUCAUGAGGAGUGGAAAGUAUCAGUUUAAUCCCGAGGAGCUAACUCAGGCCCAUGAAUCCUGCCAGGAGCGUGCAAAGCAGGCUGCCAUCAGUGGUGUGUCCGUGAUUGCCAUUGACAACACAAACAUAAGGUCAUGGAACUACAAGUAUUACCUGGGCCUGAGCCGGGAUCACCACUACACCCCCCUCAUUAUGGAGCCACAGACACCCUGGGCCAAGAAUACCAAGGAGCUGGCCAGGAAGAACAAUCAUGGGGUUAAGAAGGAGAUUAUAGACCAGAAGCUGAAGACCUACGAGGCAGCGCUGCCGCUCUACUACUGGUGGUUCCUCAAUGAGGCAGACUCUGCACAGAUCAUUGCUCAGGCACAGGCUUGGCUCAAGAAGGCACUCCAAGUUCAAGAUUUCUUUCAAGAUUUUUCUAAGUUUUCCAAGCUCUCAUCAAUAAAGGAGAUGCUAAGGUAUUACAAAAGGAAUGAAGAGCGCUCAGACUACAAGGUCCUCCACGCCACGGCCAGCGUUGUCCGGAGAGGCAAGGCAAAGAACGCCAAAGAGUACAUUGCGAGGCAAGCUGUCAAGGACUCCCUCGGCAAAGGCUUCACUCUCCAGCUUAUUGGCUUUGUCAUAACACCGCAGACAUUUGGUGUCAGACUGAGGUUAGGCGAAGAUGCCUUGGAGUUGUGGGGACUGGAUGACCAUGAGACAGAAGCAGAGGACACAGCAGGCAAACAGCCUUCUAAAGCAGGCCCAGGGUCUGCAAAGAAGACCAACAGGGUCAAUCUGGCCAACACAGGUGUGAGGAGAAACUCCUGCCAGACCACACUCAGGGACGGCCCGUCACAGCUACAUGAGCAUCGGUUCGCUCCCACUGCCGGCAGAGGCAGCCGUGCACACCUCACCCUUGGGUGUGCCCCGGGGGUCUCGGCCAAAAUGACAGGGUUUGAUCUCAUAAAAGUUGUCUCUUGUGAACAAGAGAUGUUGAAAACUGAAAAUCUUCAGCAGUCAAGUGAAAAAGUGCAGACCUUUUCACUCACUGAAGGUGAACUGAGGACCUAUGGAGAUGGCAUUUGGGUUAUAUAUCCAGAGAAAGAAAUUCAUGUGGAUUCUUUGUUUUCAGGAUUUUAUUAAUACUAAGAAGGUUUCUUUUCAGAGAAAUGGAGGGUAUAAUGAUAAAGUGUACAGCUAUUCCAUUUUUUUUACUACGAAGAAUAUUUUGGUUGUGUGUCUAUUGUACAUCUGUUCAUUGAGAUCCAUGAUAAUUAUAUCCUUUAGAAUCAGUUACAAAGUCAGAGGAUGGCUGGCUGUUGACUGACAGCUGCUCACUACAGUUAUGGAGAGUGCUCAAACAUGGCUGAGAGAGACCUACGUGUCCUUGGCCAGUCAUAGCUUCACAGAACCUUGAGAGCAGCCCAUCCUUGCCUUGCACAUGAAGGCUGUGGCUGCAGGAGCCUUGCAUGACAGUAUUUGAUUUACUGCUUCUGUGAUGAGUCAGUCAGUGAUUGUGUGUUUUGUAAAUUUACAUAUUUGUACAUGACAUCUUGCUGUGCUACAGUUGUUAUCAAGGUGCAGGUUUCCUAUGACUGUGAUGACAAAUAGUGAUUAUGUUUUAGAAUAUAAAUAUAUUUAUAUGCCAUAUUGCCUUGCUACAGUCACCAAGGGGCAGACUUUGCCACUGAUACUUUUCUCAGUGGUGAUCCUGCUUACUGCCAAGGAAGCUUUUUAUUAUGGUGAUAGUUAUUUUUUAUUGAUGUUUUUGACCGACUGUGGUAUUCAAAUCACUGAAGUUAUUUUUUAUUGAUGUUUUUGACUGACUGUGGUAUUCAAAUCACUGAAGUUAUUUUUUAUUGAUGUUUUUGACUGACUUUGUGGUAUUCAAAUCACUGAAGUUAUUUUUUAUUGAUGUUUUUGACUGACUUUGUGGUAUUCAAAUCACGGACAUUGUUUUUUCCUGCCAAUACUUGACCAACUGACUUCCCUGCCGAACAACACUCACUCCAGCUCAUGCCUCGUGCCUCCCCCUGACUCAUGACCCUGCAGUGCAUGAGUUGGGUAUGGGUGCCUAUUUCUGCCCAGCCUUGUGUGGUGAUUCAGUAACCCACACUCGCUACUACCAGCCAACAGUAAGCAACCUUUAUUGAGUGGCCAGAGACUACUUAUACGAGGUACUGAUAACCAUGUCCCUUCAGCAAAACUCUGCCAAGAAGAUCAAAAGGGACAGUGUGAGGUAGAAUGGGUCAGACAAGAAGAUACAUAUGUUGGCACCACUAUAAAUAUCCUCCUGUGCCUCUUUAACUGGUUGGGGCUGACCAUGUGGCCUCGUCAAGAAAGCAUACUGGAGUCACGGCUGUACAUAAAAAAGUACUCCAUUUAGGAACAAAGUUACGCAUGAAAAUUCAGCUGAUGUUUAAAGAUGAGCUAGUAACAUCAAAAUAGGAAGCAAUUGCAAUCUUUCAUAUUGACUAUCAUUUUUUUUACCUUGGCUUAAUUUUUCAUAGUAGGGUAAUUUGGCGAAUGCACCAUAUAUGUGAAGGAGGAAGGAUGAAGGGAGCGAAGCGAAAAUGUGAGUUAGGAGAGGGGAGAGGAAGGGAUCAUUCAUAGUGACUAGAUUUUUAAAAAAAAAUUUUUACCUUGACUUAAUUUUUCGUAGUAGGGUAAUUUGGCGAACGUACCAUGCAUGUGAAGCAGGAAGGAAGGGGGAGGAAGGAUGAAGGGAGCAAAGCGAAAAUGUGAGUUAGGCGAGGGGAGAGGGAGGGAAGGUACUAUUUAUAGGCCCAUGUUUUCCCGAGGGGUUAAGAAAAUGUAAAGUAAUUUUUCAGCCUCAUGGGGAAAACAGAGCCUUAGCAUGUUAUUUUAAUGUGAUAUUAUGUAACCAUUUUAUGCUAAUUUAUUAAGUCAUGUUUUUAUCAUGUGUUGAUUUAUCUGUGAUCAGGAAAUUGGUAUGGAUUUUUUUUAGCAUUCUCUCUACAGUGGUUUUGCUAAUUUUAUGCAUAGAAGUAAGCAUUCACCUGGCAGUACUAUGAACCAUGUAUUGUAAAUUUGUAAGGUAUAACUGUACAGCAGCAGUUUUUAAAGUAUUUCACCCCUGAUUCAGUUUGCAGACACUAAUAUCAAUCAGCCCUGCUCCAAGCUCAGUGUGACUUGGGAGCCCCUUUCCACUCACUGUCAAAUUUGGGGUAGGACUUGAGUGAAGACAGGUUAAGGAAGGGACAGCGGAAAGUGAUGGUAGUCCCGUUUACAUGCAUCGACAAGUUUGGGGAAGAAGGUGAGUGAAGGGAGGUUGAGGAAGGGACAGCGGAAAGUGAUGGUAGUCCCGUUUACAUGCAGCGUCAAAUUUGGGGAAGGAGGAGGUUGAGGCAUAGAGACAGAAGUGGGGUAGUCCAUCUCUGCACAUCAAGUCAAAUUGGAGGUAGGAGGAGAGUGAAGGGAGCUUGAAGAAUAGGGAGAGAGGCAAGUGAGGGGUAGUCCAUCUAUGCACAUCAAGUCAAAUUGGAGGUAGGAGGAGAGUGAAGGGAGCUUGAGGAAUAGGGAGAGAGGGAAGUGAGGGGUAGUCCAUCUCUGCACAUCAAGUCAAAUUGGAGGUAGGAGGAGAGUGAAGGGAGCUUGAGGAAUAGGGAGAGAGAGAAGUGAGGGGUAGUCCAUCUCUGCACAUCAAGUCAAAUUGGAGGUAGGAGGAGAGUGAAGGGAGCUUGAGGAAUGGGGAGAGAGGCAAGUGAGGGGUAGUCCAUCUCUGCACAUCGUCAAAUUGGAGGUAGGAGGAGAGGGAAGGGAGCUUGAGGAAUAGGGAGAGAGGCAAGUGAGGGGUAGUCCAUCUCUGCACAUCAAGUCAAAUUGGAGGUAGGAGGAGAGGGAAGGGAGCUUGAGGAAUGGGGAGAGAGGGAAGUGAGGGGUAGUCCAUCUCUGCACAUCGUCAAAUUGGAGGUAGGAGGAGAGUGAAGGGAGCUUGAGGAAUGGGGAGAGAGGGAAGUGAUAGACCAACUGGCAUCACACUGAGUACACUGUCACAUGGAAAGGAUCUAGUGAGUCAAAAUGAGUGAAAAGUAAGAUGGGUUGAUAUUUUUGUCUGGAAAUACCACAAAGUUCAUCUCCCAAGUCAGCCCAGUACCAUGUCUUUGCUAUUAGCUUUUCAAUAAGAGCAAAGAGGAUGACCAUUUCACUACAUCUUUAGUAUUAGCCUGUUAAAAAAAGAUGACAACCAAAAUCAAGCAGCUAAAUUCCGUAAACUUUUGUGGUUGGCAUUUAGUCCAUCUAACAAAUUAUCAUUAAUAGCUCAAUUUAUUGAGAUGUGCAGGAAUUGUGAUGGCAUUAUCAUUUGAAGAUAUUUUUCCCCCACUGAGUCUGAAAUACGUAAUUUUUAUUCUAUUGAUCUCAAGUCUAUCUACUUUUUGUGUGGUUAGGUCCAUUUUCUGGAGACAGGCAAGUAGCAAUUGCCAAACUGUUGUAGCAAUGGGCUUACCUGUUGGGUUCCUCACACAGCUGAGGUGUUGGUGCAUGCCUCUGUCAGGCAGUCACUUAGGGCAGUGGUUCUUAAAGCUUUAAGGGAACGAAAACCAAAGGUUCAUUUUAAAGUCAAUCUGAUAACCCUUGUUAAGUAUUAACCUGCAACUACUGACAGUUAUCUUUCAAUGUCCUGCAAGAAUAAGAAAAGAGGGCAGCUGAACAAAAAGCUGGAUUCUGCAAGCUGUUUUGUAGUUUCCAUUUGGUCAUGCUUGUCACACAGUGCACAAUAUCGAUCAUUUAUUAUAAAGAUACCUCUUUCAACACAGUCAUGAACCUGUUUCUGUUACCUCUGCUGGUAUGGAGGAACUACUUUAAGAACACCUGCCUGAAGGUACCUAAUCUUGUUAUAUUCCCCAUACCCUACUGGAACACAUCUCUGGAUCUUGUUUGUAAAAUAACACAAAACAUGAACCUGUAUUUCUCCACUUUUAAUAUGGAGUGUUGGUGGGUGCAUCCCUGGUGUGAUAGGGUAGCUAGCGGCUGGCACAAACGAGGCCUGGGCUAGACUAUUGUUGACUGACUGUGAUAGCAUAAACUUAAACCCCAUUCACACUGUGCUGACUCCAGGCCGCAACAACCCAGCAGCUUGGGGUAUACGAGGUCUUGGGUGUGAAAUACUGACAUGAAGGAGUCACAUAUGGUCAGAAAGAGGUAUAGAAAUGAUCACCAGAUGCUGAUUCGGCACAGUGUGAAGAGGGCCUAAAAGUCGCUGGGUUGUUGUUGCCUAGAAUUGGCAUAGUAUGAUCAUGGCUUUAAAUUGUACCUGCUUUUCUCUGCUUCUGUUGAGUGUGGGUGGAUGUAUGUGUUGUGUGAGGUGAUAAUUGUCUAUUUGCACAAACAUGGGUCUGAGAACUUUUA
This is a messenger RNA of Eriocheir sinensis (Chinese mitten crab), 6769 nucleotides long. RefSeq names its product 2',3'-cyclic-nucleotide 3'-phosphodiesterase-like. Bases 845 to 2542 code for a protein of 565 amino acids. Gene Ontology annotation, biological process: cyclic nucleotide catabolic process. Gene Ontology annotation, cellular component: cytoplasm; membrane. Gene Ontology annotation, molecular function: 2',3'-cyclic-nucleotide 3'-phosphodiesterase activity. The transcript is spliced from 7 exons. NCBI's taxonomy places the organism in Eukaryota, Metazoa, Arthropoda, Malacostraca, Decapoda, Varunidae. The record is from RefSeq and is a predicted model, not a curated record.